CUUACUCUCUGGUUGACGACGAUGAUGACACUUCUAGGGAGUUGUCUUGGGAAGAAUCUCCAUCACGGAGAUCAAAGCGCCAUAAGAAAUCAGACAAUACAGUGAUCAAUGUGGAUGAAGAAGAAUCUCAGCCUUCAACAGUGGCGGAGGAAGCGGUUGAGCUGCCUGAAGGCUUACAGGAAGAUAUAUGCUACCCAACAAGGGAUGAUCCACACUUUGUUCAAGUUUGUCUCAAAGAUCUUGAGUGCCUUGCGCCUACAGAAUUUCUUACAUCGCCUGUGAUGAACUUCUACAUAAGGUUCUUGCAGCAUCAGGUAUCUUCAGACAAUCAAAUCUCUGUUGAUUGUCAUUUCUUCAACACUUAUUUCUACAAGAAGCUCAGUGACGCUGUUUCGUACAAGGGAAAUGACAAGGAUGCCUUUUUUGUGAAGUUCAGGCGUUGGUGGAAGGGUAUUGAUCUCUUCCGUAAGGCUUAUAUAUUUAUCCCAAUUCAUGAAGAUCUCCACUGGAGCCUGGUGAUAGUUUGCAUCCCAGACAAGGAAGAUGAAUCAAACUUAAACAUUCUUCACCUCGAUUCAUUAGGACUUCAUUCGAAAAAAUCAAUUGUUGAUAAUGUUAAAAGGUUUCUGAAAGACGAAUGGAACUAUCUGAAUCAAGAUGAUGAUUACUCCUCAGAUCUUCCAAUCUCAGAGAAAGUAUGGAAAAGCCUCCCCCGUAGGAUUAGCGGUUCUGAUAUACAGGUUCCGCAGCAGAAGAACGAGUUCGACUGUGGUCCGUUUGUUCUCUUCUUCAUCAAACGCUUCAUCGAAGAAGCACCUCAAAGGCUGAAAAGGAAAGACUUGGGAAUGUUCGACAAGAAGUGGUUUCGACCAGCUGAAGCAUCUGCCCUGAGAAUCAAGAUCAGAAACACACUCAUUGAUCUUUUCCGUGGCAGUGAAGACAAAUCGCAACAAUGA
Messenger RNA from Microthlaspi erraticum, 956 nucleotides. The record is from the annotation of a GenBank genome assembly. NCBI's taxonomy places the organism in Eukaryota, Viridiplantae, Streptophyta, Magnoliopsida, Brassicales, Brassicaceae.